UAAUUGAUUACAAUUUAGAUCAAUUUUCCAUAAUAAUUCCUUGCAACGAAGAUUUCUGAAAGUUUUUUAUCGUUUUACUUCAAGAAAUUAGCAGUUUUGAAGAUAUUUUACAGUCGGAUAUUCAAAGUAUAUCUCUCUAUUCAUUCCUCAUUCAAAAUGUUAUUCUAUUCAUUCUUCAAAUCUCUCGUUGGUAAAGAAGUAGUCAUCGAGCUGAAAAAUGAUCUCAGUAUGUGCGGAACGUUGAGCUCGGUCGAUCAAUACCUUAACUUGAAGCUGAAAGAAGUCACCGUUAAUGAUGCUGAAAAACAUCCUCAUAUGUUAUCAGUGAGCAAUUGUUUUAUACGAGGAUCUGUCGUAAGAUACGUACAACUUCCCGCCGACGAAGUCGAUACUCAAUUAUUACAAGAUGCAACCAGAAACGAAGCAGAUAAAAAUAUUACUCGAUGAUCUCCUGUGUGCUGGGUUUUGAUACGUGUAUAUAUACUAAAGGUUAAGGUUGUUGAAAGAAUUUUUUUUAUGAUUAAAUCGUACGAGAGAGGUGUU
Molecule: messenger RNA, 543 nt
Organism: Planococcus citri (citrus mealybug)
Lineage: Eukaryota; Metazoa; Arthropoda; Insecta; Hemiptera; Pseudococcidae
Product: U6 snRNA-associated Sm-like protein LSm2
Exons: 4
Coding region: 157-447 (96 amino acids)
Biological process (GO): mRNA splicing, via spliceosome
Cellular component (GO): catalytic step 2 spliceosome; U4/U6 x U5 tri-snRNP complex; U6 snRNP
Molecular function (GO): RNA binding
Source: RefSeq, a predicted model, not a curated record